Molecule: messenger RNA, 1257 nt
Organism: Haliotis rubra (blacklip abalone)
Lineage: Eukaryota; Metazoa; Mollusca; Gastropoda; Lepetellida; Haliotidae
Exons: 3
Coding region: 123-956 (277 amino acids)
Molecular function (GO): protein binding
Source: RefSeq, a predicted model, not a curated record
AUCCAGGUAAGGUUGAACCUUUGAAGAGAGCGCGAAUCAAAUCAACAGAAAUCCGGGUUGGGUGGUUUUUCCGGGAACGGAGAUAUACAGUUAGUGACCCUGACCUUCGCACUUCCGGGAUUAUGGCCUCCAACACAAAAGGCAGUACCACGAUGAAAGACACGUCUGCAGCCACAGUGGAAGCACCCAGUCGUCUGCUGAUGUUCUACCAACCAACCCUCAGUAACAGUAUCUCAGCGUACUUCCCUUGUCACGUGAUCAGAAAACAUGUUGGAGAGAAGGUGACCGUAGGUCGAAGUUCAUGUGCAGACGUUCGGUUGAACGACGAGCGUAUGUCAAGGACGUACGCGGAGAUCUGGAACGAUGGGAGGGACCCAUUUGUCUUCAAAAUCCGUAACAUCAGCGAGAGGAAGAUGUUGCUGGUCGACAGCAAAGUACUGAAUAAGGAUGAGCAGGCUUCCAUCAAAGAUAACUGUACCCUUAAACUUGAUUUUGUAGAACUUCUCCUGAAGGUGUGCCCGGGAGACGCCAUUGCGGAGACCUACGAAGUCAGCGUUAUCAAGAACGCUGUGGUCGGCAGGGGGCCUCUAUGUGGCUUUGGGUCUUCUUAUGGAGACACCGUCCCAUCAUCCUCACUCCUACGUUGUCUCAUGUCCCCCACAGACUCCGAGGGGCACCGUGCGACUGGGAAAGAUCCUGCAAACUCUCUCCAACCCCUUUCCCACGAGCCUCUAAGCAAAGGUUCAAAAAAUGACCUUGACUCUGGUUACGUCUUCGACACAAGUGGAAAGUAUCGCCCAAACAUUCCAGCCAAUCACCAUCCAGCAUCCAUCCCGCGGUGCCACGACUGCCUGAGAGCAGUUCCUGGUAAGAGAGGGUUAUCUCCUUGCGAAAAUAGUGACGUCAUCAACGAUGGUACAACAGACGAAAAUAUCGCGCUUGAUAAUGUGUUGUGAGAUGCUAUUGAUGUAAGGGCGUUUAUAUCUUAAUGUAAAGUCUUUUAGCACUUCUAUCCCAUAAUUUCGGACUGUGUCAAGUGUCCUGGAGAAAACAACAUGGAUGAGGUCUAAUGUCAGUAGGGCUGUUUCCGCCCUGCUGGUAUUAAUACCGUAUCCAGGUCAUUCAAUACUGCACUUCAGCUGGUGACCACAGCUGGUGACUACAGCUGGUGACCACAGCUGGUGACUACAGGGACCACCUAUGAGUCUCAAUUAUUUAAUAAUAUCAGUAAAUUGUUACUCGUGUGUGCAAAGGAUA